AUGAACGACAGUCUGGACCAUGAGUCCACGAACGAGUGCCCAAAUAUCAAAGAUCGUGUGCGGCAGGCCUACUCUGAAGCCGGUGUGAAGACAUGGCAAGCCAUCGGCCGGACACAGACGAGCAAGAAUCAUGAAACUUGCAGCAUAGCGAGAUGCGUUGCGAACGACAUAGCGCACACCGACGAAAGACCAUGGCAUACUCAAGCAGAUUGCACCUGUGAAUGCGACGGGCCUGAGUCCGGAGAAUUGCUCUCCCUGAUAGAGCAAGGAUGCCUGCCAGUCGUUGGCUUCGACGAUCAAGAUAUCGUACUUGAUGCCUGGACGCCUAACAUCCCCAUUAUUGCAAUAUCCCACGCUUUGAGCGAUGGCCUGUGCAAUCGAAGAGAGAACAAGUUACCAAAGUGUCAGCUCCGCAGCUUGAGAGACUGCACGACUGCUGCAAUCUCGAGGCUGGGCUAUCCAGAGGGCUCUCCUUUCCGGGUCUGGAUCGAUGUUCUAUGCAUACCAGCCCGCGAGGUGCAACCUAGCGGGACCAGCGAGGUUGCUGUACAAGCCAUGCAGAUGGUGGCGAACGCAGCUGCGGCGGUACUUGUCGUCGACUCUGACGUCUCGCGGCUCCCAAAGGACUGCUCGUAUGAACAGGCCAUCUUCAGCAUCUUGUACUCGAGCUGGAACAGUCGACUGUGGACUCUGUAUGAGGCAAUACGUGCCAAGCGGCUGCUGUUCCAGUUUGCAAAUGGAGUGCUGGACUUGGACGACAUCGAGAGCAAACGUGGAGAUGUUGUGAACGGCCCGUCGAACCAUUCCGCUCUAUCCUUGCCUUUUCGAGAGCUGCACUCUCGAUUGUGCAAUGGACCCACGAACCUUGCGGAUAUCUGGCCAUCGGUGUACGCAUCCUUGCGAGGACGACGCACGAACUUCCUGAAAGACGCUUGUGUCAUCUUUAGGAUGCUGUUUGGGACAUCGUCAGGCCAGGCAUACCCAGAGAUAGUCAACACUCCCGACGCACUGAGCGAUGAGCAGAUGAUGGCCUUCUGUCAGCAACUGAUCCAACAAUUCCAGUCACAGGAUCAUAAUACAAACCCAACAAUAUGA
Messenger RNA from Zasmidium cellare ATCC 36951, 1095 nucleotides. RefSeq lists its product as uncharacterized. Bases 1 to 1095 code for a protein of 364 amino acids. NCBI's taxonomy places the organism in Eukaryota, Fungi, Ascomycota, Dothideomycetes, Mycosphaerellales, Mycosphaerellaceae. The transcript has a single exon. The record is from RefSeq and is a predicted model, not a curated record.